AUGUUGAUGGAACCCACCAGACUACUUAAUGCGACAGAACGAUGGAAAAAGGAAAUCCCUGCCGCAAUAUUUCCGCAAGCCCGGAACAAGAUCAUCGCGACAACAGAAUCAGAAGGAGGGUUUCAAGGGCCUGCGAUCGCUGUAGAACGAAAAAGGCAAAGGUACAGUACGACGACACCACAGAAUGAGCUACUGUGCACUAAGACCCCAUGCAGUGUGAUGGUGCAGACCCUUGCCACCGGUGCAAGGCUUCCGGUACGAACUGCACGUUUCAAAGGACUACAAGAGCCAAGGACAGGGUCAUACCUAAAGGGUAAGGCAGUGAAGGCACUGCAUGGGCGCGGAUUCGACACGACCGUGGCUGACAUGAAUAGAUACGUGGAAAUGCUCGAGAGCGAUCGCCAGCGCCUGAUCGAUGGGCUCCAGAAGUUAUAUCGACACACAAGCGGAGCGUGUCCCCGGGACUUGUUGAUGCUUCAUCCCAGCGGACAAGAGCAACCUCUUAUCCAUGAGAUCCUGAGUCGGCUGCAAGUAUUACCAACAGAGUCAGAAGAUUGUGACCCUCAUUACCAUCGGUCUACCACUGAGACAACGACGGAGUUAUCUGCGACAAGUACAUCCAACGGGGAUGGGUCCAGGGAGAGUCUCGGUCAAGACGUGAUAAUGUCUCCGCAGACACUCACGGGAAUUGACAUCUCCGUGAAUGACCCGCUUUGGCCGAUGCCAGACUCCGCAUGUACAGUUCAGAACCAAGACUUAGUGACGAUACCCGACGCGACGACAGACUCCAAAGUACUAACACUGUGGGAAGGGUGGCCUAUGCAGGUGGCCACGGACCAUUUAUUCUCAACCACGUUCAGUCUUGACAACGGAUGUAUAGAUGCAACGCAGUGGCUUCCACAUAGUUCGAUAACCGACUGGAUAAGUCUUACGUGA
Aspergillus brunneoviolaceus CBS 621.78 is the source of this 936-nucleotide messenger RNA. RefSeq lists its product as uncharacterized. NCBI's taxonomy places the organism in Eukaryota, Fungi, Ascomycota, Eurotiomycetes, Eurotiales, Aspergillaceae. The transcript has a single exon. The coding region runs from base 1 to 936 and encodes 311 amino acids. The record is from RefSeq and is a predicted model, not a curated record.